AUGCCUGCGCCACUGGCCAAAGGCCUCAUAAUCGCCGCGUCCGUCAUCGUUGCUGCCGGUAUCGCCAUCUACGAAUCUCCCCAGGUGCGAGCAUGGGCGGACCAGACCCGUCGCAAGAUCGCUGUCGCUCUGCAUUCACUCGAAGGUAUCGCGGUUGAUCUGGACGAGCUGGCUAGGAUUGGCACCGAGAACGCUGAGGCGGCUGAGAAAAGGUCGAGGGCUGAUCGGACGAAGAGCUUCGACGAUCUUCUUGACAACGACGGCACUCUCAAGAACAACACUACUUCAACUGGCACCGAGACACAAAAGGGCGACGUCAGGAAGCGUGGAGCCGCUGGCUUCGCUGCUGGCGCCGUCGCCGCUGCUGCCAUGGCAAACCCCUUCUCCGACGACCAAACUCUCCUCGACAACGACGACCAAGACGACGCCCCCUCACCCAAACCAUUUACCUACUCUGAACCCAGCGCCUGUGAAAGUACCGCCACUAUUCAACACGUCGUCCCGUCUACUCCCCCCACCGCUACCCUCGUCGACCUAACACCCUCGCCCGAGACGCCCUGCCCCGCCCGCGCCUCACCCGAAGAAACCGAACAAGCCGCCCAAUCCUUCUACUCCUUCACAUCCUCGCAUGCCUCCCUCCCACCCCUUAUCCCCGCUGCCGAUGUCACCGCCGCAGAAGAAGUACAGGAAGAUGAAGAACCAGAACACGUCUCCACAGGCACCCUCACCCCGCGCUCCGAGCGCUCCACAACAAUGGCCGCCAUCUCCCCCACCUCUUCCCAAGCCCCAUCAUCACCUCACGCCCCCUCCUCCGUCGUUGACAUGUUCAGCAUGCAAAACGACACCGACCACGACGCUCGUUCAGAAAUCUUCUCCGAAGGCGGUUUCACGGAUGCGUUUUCCGAGGGCGGCUUCAGCGAGUUCGAGGAUGAGAGAAGGGGUGUUAUGACACCGAACUCUUGGACCGAUGUUGGCAGCGAUGAUGGGAGUGAGUGGGGUGGUGCUGCUGGUGGUAAUGGACAUGUUAGUCAGGUGCAUCAGUAG
Messenger RNA from Pyrenophora tritici-repentis Pt-1C-BFP, 1044 nucleotides. The record is from RefSeq and is a predicted model, not a curated record. Lineage: Eukaryota; Fungi; Ascomycota; Dothideomycetes; Pleosporales; Pleosporaceae.